AUGGCGAAGCUUGAGAUGUACGGCAGGGGGCUAAGCCUGCGGAUGGCUAUUCUGUCUACCUGCUUCAUAUCAUUCGUUCUGUUUGGUUACAACCAAGGGGCUCCCGCAGGCAUCAUUGGGAAUGAGAACUUUCUCAGUGUCGUGGAUCAUCCUGGGUCUGCAGUCCUGGGGUUUAUAAUCGGCAUAUACAACAUCGGUUGCUUGGUGGGCACAGCUGUGGCCUUCUUGACAAGUGACCGUCUUGGAUUUCGCAAGUCCAUGUGGAUUUCAAUGGGAAUCCUAACAGUUGGGGCUUUCCCCCAAGCAUUCGCAUAUUCCAGGGCCCAAGUGCUCGCGUUUCGAUUCGUCAGCGGAAUUGGGACUGGAAUCAUGUCUUCGAUAGUACCCGUUUACCAGUCCGAGCUUUGUGAGGCGCGGAAUCGAGGAAUGUACGUGUGCAGCCAACCUCUUGCCGUUGGUGUUGGCAUCUCGGCUGCCUACUGGUUCGAUUAUGGAAUGAGCUUUGCCCCUGGAUCAAUUAGUUGGAGGCUUCCGAUGGCUUUCCAGGUGCUCUUUACGAUCAUUGUGACGAUUCUUCUUGUGGGACUACCAGAAAGUCCCCGAUGGUUGUGCAGGAGAGGCCUGAAUGACGAGGCCGUGCGUGUCCUGUGUGACUUCUAUGAUAGGCCAAAAAAUGAUCCCAAAGUCGUCAAUGAUGCGGAGGGGAUCUUUAGAGCCAUUGAACUUGACAGUCUCCGGGGCGAAUACAAGUGGUCCCAACUACUGAAAAAGGACGAAAUACAAACUGGCCGCCGAGUCCUACUGGCCUAUGGGCUACAGUUCAUUAAUCAGAUGGGAGGUGUCAACAUGAUUGUUUCCUAUGUCACACAAGUGUUGGAAGUUAAUGUGGGUUUGGAUCCAAAAACGAGCCUACUUCUAGGGGGGGUUAUCCAGAUCAUGUUUGUCGUUGGCUCUUUCUAUCCAACUUUCUACUCAGACCGGCUCGGCCGGAAGAAGCCAAUGAUGUGGGGAUCUUUCGGACUAUUCAUCUGCAUGAUGAUGAUCUCCAUUCUUCUCUCCUUCAGAGGAACUGCUGAGGAAAAAGAAGCCGGCAGCGCCUCAGUGGCAUUCUUUUUCCUAUUCAUGCUCAUCUUCGGAGCAUCCACAAACUGCGUACCAUGGGUAUACGGCCCAGAGCUCUUACCCAUGCAUGUCCGGACGAAAGGAAAUGCCAUCGGAAUCUCGGCAAACUGGUUGUGGAAUUUCUUCGUCGCCAUGAUCGGUCCCACCCUGAUCACCGAUCUCCAGUGGAAGGGAUAUCUAAUUUUCAUGUUUAUGAAUUUGACUUUUCUCCCGAUCCUCUACUUCUACUACCCGGAAACCGCAAAUCUGAGCCUCGAGGAAAUCGACUCGCUCUUCAUGGUCAAGGGUAAGACUGCACAUGACCAUAGCCAUGGCUCUAGUAGCGGCUCGCCUUCGGAAAAAAUAAUCACUACUUCCUCGACACAGGCUUGGGAGAGGGAGAGGAGCGGUAUUCCGCUGUCUCCUCUAUAA
Messenger RNA from Aspergillus puulaauensis, 1533 nucleotides. Its product is annotated as sugar transporter-like protein. Gene Ontology annotation, cellular component: membrane. The transcript has 10 exons. The record is from RefSeq and is a predicted model, not a curated record. Lineage: Eukaryota; Fungi; Ascomycota; Eurotiomycetes; Eurotiales; Aspergillaceae. Gene Ontology annotation, molecular function: carbohydrate:proton symporter activity. Gene Ontology annotation, biological process: carbohydrate transport; transmembrane transport. Bases 1 to 1533 code for a protein of 510 amino acids.